Molecule: messenger RNA, 2116 nt
Organism: Parathielavia appendiculata
Lineage: Eukaryota; Fungi; Ascomycota; Sordariomycetes; Sordariales; Chaetomiaceae
Product: amidase signature enzyme
Exons: 3
Coding region: 206-1954 (582 amino acids)
Source: RefSeq, a predicted model, not a curated record
AGCUUCUGGUCAUGGCUUGACCCCUGUUGCGCGACUUUUGACUGGUAUCCUGAACUGUCGGAGAUCCGGGGGCCGAAUUCAACACCGCCAUUCUGAAGUUCCUCACGAUCACCACUGAUUUCAACGGUACGGUACACAACAUUUUGAGAGUCUGAGCCCACAUCACCAGUGCCAACUUACCAUAUCCACUUGCAGACGCGCAAACAUGUUCCUCCUCGACUACCUCCUGCACAGGCAUGAUUGCCGCCUCAAACAAACGGAGCGCGCCCGCCUCAUCGCCUCUCUAACCGCCUACCACGGCCCGCUCACCGCCGCAGACAAGGCCACCCUCACGGCGCCCAUCGAAUCCCUCGUCGCGGCCGUCCACGCGGGGACCACCACCCCGCUGUCCAUCCUCCGCACGUACGGCAAGCUGGCGCUGAAAGCCCACGCCCGCACAAACUGCCUGACCGAGAUCCUGCUCCCCUCGGCCCAGGACUGGCUUGCUGCCAGCGGCGACAAGGAUGGUGAUGGUGGCGGCGGCGAGAUCAACCUCAAAGGUCCGCUGGCCGGUAUCCCCGUGAGCCUGAAGGACACGGUGGUGGUGGGCGGGUACGAUGCCACGGUAGGGUACUCGUUGUUUGUGGGGAACAACAAGAGCAUGGGCCAGCGGGACGGGCCGAUGGUGCGGAUGCUGAAAGACGCCGGCGCGGUGCCAUACGUCAAGACCAACCUGCCGAUUACCCUGCUCAGUUUUGAGAGCACGAAUGAAGUUUGGGGGCGGUGUGUGAACCCGCAUAAGGAGGGAUAUUCGCCGGGCGGGAGCACGGGUGGGGAGGCGGCGCUGCUGGCGAUGGGCGGGAGGAUUGGGAUUGGGAGUGAUGUAGCUGGGAGCGUCAGGGUGCCGGCACAUUGGUCGGGUUGUUAUUCGAUACGGUGCUCGACGGGGAGGUGGCCUAAGGCGGGGAUUGCGACGAGCAUGCCCGGCCAGGAGGGGGUGCCGAGCGUGUAUAGUCCGAUGGCGAGGACGUUGGGGGAUUUGACGUACUUUACGAAGGUGGUGCUUGGGGAGAUGAGGCCAUGGAGGUAUGAUUAUACGGUGCAUCCGCUGCCGUGGAGGGGAGAGAUGGAAAGGGAGUUUGGGGAUGUUGGGAGGAAGUUGAGGGUUGGCGUGUUGAGGACGGACGGGGUGGUUGAGCCGAGCCCGGCGUGUAAGAGGGCGCUGGGCAUGGCGGAGGAGGCCUUGAAGAGGCAAGGGUGUGAGAUGGUGGAGAUGGAUGGAGCGCCGGAUAUGUACGAGGGUUUGAGGCUUGCUUCGCUGCUGCUGAAUGCGGACGGCUGUCAGAUGUUUGAGUCGUUCAGGCGGUUCGGGGAGUGGAACGACCCAGGGGCUUCGCAGCUCAGGAAACUGGCUGCCAUGUGGACGCCGGUUAGGUAUCUUUACUAUCUCUGGGUGAAGUAUGUGCAACGAGAUCACGUCUGGGCAGGGCUUGUCAGGCAUUGGCGAGCGCAGUCAGCCUUUGAGAACUGGAAACUGGUCAGCCAGAGAGAGAUCUACCGGGCCAGGUGGUUUGACUGGUGGAUUGAGCAGGGACUGGACAUCAUCAUCGCGCCGCCAAAUGCGACACCUGCAUUGCCGCACGACGGAAUGCGCUAUGCCGUGAGCAGCUGCGGAUAUACCUUUCUGUUUAACCUCGUGAGUCUCCUCGACUAUUCAGCCGGCGUCCUCCCCGUCACCCACGUGGAUAAGGCAUUGGACAAGCUGCCUGCAUCCUUCAAUGUCAAGAAACUGAACAGGGUUGCGCGUGGCGCCUACAAACACUACGAUGCCGCAGCUAUGCACGGGCUGCCCGUAGGAGUUCAGGUCGUGGGCCGCAGACUCGAAGAGGAGAAGGUGUUAGCAGUCAUGAAGAGACUGGAAGACGCGCUGGGAGAUGACAAGUACCAGCUAAUGGGUUUCGAUGAUCUUGAUUAGUGGGGGAUAAUGUAAGCGUAUCGGAAGAGAAUGAUCGGGGUGAGGUAGCGUCGGGCAGCGAGACCGGAGGAGCAUGAAUAGCCAGCUUGAUGUGGUUUGACGAAGGGAUUUUUAAUUUAUUUGUCAUAGUCUCCUUGCCUGAUCUGUCGCAAUGUCGAACCA